AAUGUGGGUGCGUUAUUUCUGAGAAAAAAGUCACAUCAAGAGGCAGCCAAAUAAAAAUUGAGUGGUCGUGUCAAAUGGCCACUCGGACAAGUGGGCCUCAUGUCCUGAUGUCAGAGGGAUGGCGGAAAACAACUUGCUCUUCUGCGCAGCAACAAUAUUUACUAGAGCAAUAUACACUAGCAUAGCUGAGUGGGCGGAACUAAUGAACGUGGAAAUUCCCAAACCAACACAAUUUUACUCUAUUCAAUCCACAUACCUCAUACCUGUUAUACAGUAUGCAUACAAAGAUCAACAGGACAAAAUCUUAGAGCGCCUCCGUGGAAUUGGAAAGAGUGUGGAUUUAUGUGGUGAUGCCAGAUGUGAUAGUCCUGGUUUCAGAAGCAUCCAGCUCAGUAGCCAUGGAAGCGAUGGGUUUCAAGAGGGGGCUCAACUACCUACUUCAUAUGGGCGUAGAUGUUGGCGUUAUCACCACAGAUAGGUCGCCAUCCAUCCGUGUGAUGAAGAAACUUGUGGCAGCAUCAAAUAAAAAGGUCAACCAAGAUCUGCGACCCUGGCUGAAAUCUGUAUCCAACCACCUCUACUGGCCAUGCAGCUCAGCAAAUGGGGAUCCUGAGAAAUGUCUGCAACGAUGGAGGUCACUGCUCCAUCACAUCUGUGGUGUGCAUAGAUGGCAGGAGGAUGGUGUGGAGCAUGUCUGUCAUCACCCAGCCAUGACAGAGGAGCAACAAAGAAGAAAGAAGUGGCUUCAAGUUGAAUCCUCUGCUUUCAAGGCUCUCAAGUCUGUAGUGAUGGACAACAAUCUCCUGCGAGACUUGAAACAGAUGGCACGUUUCAAACACACAGGAUCGCUCGAGGUGUAUCACUCUUCAAUGUUGAAGUACACAGAAAAGAGGCUACACUUCAAGUACGACACCAUGAGGGCUCGUACCCAGCUGGCCAUCUUGGAUCACAAUGCCAACAUCGGCAGAGCACAGGCUACUACCAAAGAAGGACAACCACGGUACAGAUAUUGUUAUUCCAAACAAAGUGCACAAUGGGUUGCGAAGCCCAUAUAUGUACACAUGUACACACCCAGCAGGCAUUCCGUGACGACCUUGUGGAGCGUGUCCUGAAGAGGAGGGAGGAUCCAACUGUGAUUUAUACAGAGCUGUUGCCCCGUCGUCAACCACGCAGAAGAAGACUUCUGCAAAAUAUUGCACCUGUUCCUAGGCCUCCAAAGGCAUUUCUACUUUCUCGCCACAGUUCAAGGUUCAAGCCUUAUUGAACAUGACAAAUAUCCUACAUAGUAUUUUUCUUAAAAGGUAGAUUAUGCAGGAUUUUAAAAACAAAAUAUAUAGACUUGUAC
This is a messenger RNA of Epinephelus moara (kelp grouper), 1345 nucleotides long. RefSeq lists its product as uncharacterized. Bases 351 to 1112 code for a protein of 253 amino acids. Lineage: Eukaryota; Metazoa; Chordata; Actinopteri; Perciformes; Serranidae. The transcript has 6 exons. The record is from RefSeq and is a predicted model, not a curated record.